AUGAAUAUUUUAUCAGCAAUCACUAUCUUAAUUCUGUGUGUCGUCGUACAAUGCAGCUAUGCUCAAAAACAUUUUUCUGUGCGAGCCACCGAUAGAGCUCGAUUAAAAAAAGAGAUUUUAGCUGAUAUGCAGUUCAUUCUUCGAGAUGCUAAGCCACAACAGAUAAAAUCUCUUCAUCACCACAUCCCACUCUGUCUUGCAAAAAAAGACGGACUUGAACGCUUGUUCAAUGACACCAUUGACUUAUGGGAGCUUUUCAUCAAAGAGACAGAACGAUCAGUUGGUCUUGCAAUACGUGCAAACACAGUCAUCAACAAAAUUGUUGAUUCUCUUGGCAAAGUUCUGGACAAACUCAGUGAUCCACAACUUGAAGCAGUUUUCAAAGUGGUUCACUACGUGGAAGGUCAUCAUGGUGAUCGACCAGCCUUUAUAUGGGUUCUCCAACAGGCGUUCGAGGAAUGUGUCUACGGUGUUUAG
Adineta ricciae is the source of this 477-nucleotide messenger RNA. The record is from the annotation of a GenBank genome assembly. Lineage: Eukaryota; Metazoa; Rotifera; Eurotatoria; Adinetida; Adinetidae.